AUGCAGGACGUGUGUCCACUGGAGAGAAAUUCCUUCCCCAGGGAUGAAAGUGUGGGGAGGACAAAGGAGAUAGUGAAACACCUGAAAAAAUGCCCCCUGUUUUUAAAGGCGCUGUAUCUGCACUACAACCCAUUUUGCUUUCCUAAUAUAAAUGACACCAGUAGCUACUUAAUGGAGAAGGGGAAUGUGGAAGCAGAGUUGAGGAGAUACCAUGUCGCAUUCAACGAAACCAUCCUCCACAUUUUAAAAAAAAAAAUAAGUAUCACUACCUUUGAGCAAUUUCGCACUCUUAAGUAUAAAAUAAUUUUUGAACAAUUUUUAAAUCACGGAGUGGAGGACUUGCUGUCUAAGUUGGGCGACGACGACUUUGUGAGAGGCCUGCAGGGGGAGGUGGAUGGAGAAGUGUCAACUGGUGUUGUAGCGGCGGGGGUAGCGCCAGGUGUAGCAACCGGCGUAGCAACCGGCGUAGCAGCCGGCGUAGCAGCAAAGGGAGACGGAAGCGGUGGACAGCCCGCGGGGCAGCCGAUGACGGAACGCCCCGAGGGAGAUCCCCAUGUAAGCACCGCCAACCAGUUCCUCGAUGGCUACAUAGCCGCAGUGAAAAAGUUGAUACAUCAUUUGAGGGAAUGUCCCCACCAGGACAAGGGAAAGGACUCCUUUAUAAAGGAGCAGCUGAGGAUGUUACGCACCCUCUGCAACAGAUCAACGCGAAUAGAGGAAGAAAAUAUUUGUUGUGCUGACGGGGUGGACACAAAUGAGAAGGGAAGCAACCCCAGGGAAAAACACCCACUCCCCAUUCUCACCCUUCGAAGCAUUGGGAGCAUCCACAAGUAUCGGCUCUGUCAGGACCUCCUGCAAUAUAUAGACAAAGAGGUAUUCCCCGUGAACAAAAAAAAAAAUGCAGAGGAAAACAUCAACAAGGAAGACACCAUCACGGAGGAACAGCUUAUUGAGACGGGACGUCUAGACAGGGACGAAAUUAUGAGCAUCGUCAUCUAUACAGUCAUAUACCUAUGCUGCAAAAUGAGUAUUAUUAAAAGAUUGAAGAAUAAAAAUUUUCAUCAUAAAAAUUACCUGAGCAGUUCAGGUGAAAAAUCGAUAUUUUUUUUUUUGGAAAAUUUAGACAAACAUGAUUUACAAAAUGUCAAUGUAAUGUUUUUGCUUCUCCAUUUUAACAAUAAUGUGUUGGAGAUUUUUGAACGUAUUUUUAAUGAAGGGGGAUGGAAUAGGAGGGAUGGCAGCUCCUUAGGGGACUACUUGUUUAUUGAAUUGGGUGCUGGGAAAGCCAACACGACGCGAUGGGUCAAAUUUAUUAUGGAUGACUUGGUGGGCAUUUUGGAGAGGUUCUUUUCAAAUGGGGGACCACGGGGGGAAGGAGGCAUCGCGGAAGGGGCAGCUUUGACGGGGGUAGAAGUGGGCAGCCAGGCGGAGGAGCAAACCCCCAAACCGAUAGAGCAGUCACCUGAACGAUUGCAACAACGGGAGAGGUGCAAGCUUCUGAUCAUCGAGAGGGAAUCCCUGAGGAACAAAAAGGAAAAAAAAAACUUUCUUAUGCAAAUGGCCCAAGAGAAGAACCAACAUCUACUCCGCGUAAAGGCAGACAUCUCAGAUUUCCAUUUGUCAAAUUUUAUUUACUGUUCAAAAAAUGGCUUCAAGGGGGAGGCAAGUCCUUUCGCGUUCAUUCCUGAUGUCAUUCAUUUUUACUACUACAAGGGGGUGUACAAUUGGAGGGGGGCGAUCCCCUCAGGGGGUAGCGGAGCAGGCAGCGUCCCCACGACUGAUAAGCGGCGGGAUGACGAACGAGAUGACGCGCGAGAUGGCGAGCGAGACAAGGGUCUCCUUUCCCCAAGGGCUGAUCAGACGUACAAGUCGCCCACCGAUGGAGGAGCCCUCAUAACGGAAAUGUUCCUGCGAAACAACCUAUUGCAGUUGGGCACCUACUUCGAUGUGCACGUAGAGAAACUCCUGUCCUUUUUGACCCAGGGCAAUAACAACCUGUUGAGGGUUUACGAUGACAUGAAUAACUUCCUCAGCAAUUUCGACUGCAACAAGGUGACCUUUUUAACGAAGCACUUGUGUGGUAAUGGCACCGACUUGGCUCUUAGAAUGCUCGUGAACAACACCAAGAAUAGGGAUAAAGAAAAUUACUUCAUCCUGGCCCCGUGCUGCCACCAUAGAUGUGACGUGCACAAAAUUUUAGGCUUUAAGCUUUUAAAGGAGUUGGGUAUCAAUCAGGGGCAUUUACAGCACAUCGUCAAGCACAUGUCCGGAUACGCCUCCUGUGAUUACAAGCCGAAGAAGACCAUUGGGAAGAAAGUUAAGCUUCUCGUGGACCUCGCCAGGGUCCUGUACCUACUGAACGAGGGACUACAACAUGUGUACCUGAUCAAGUUUGUGAACAGAAGUGUAACGAUAGAAAACCAUGUUAUCGUUUUUUUCAACCAUCACAAGUUGGACUUGCGCAAUUUCAGGCACUACUAA
Messenger RNA from Plasmodium fragile, 2481 nucleotides. RefSeq lists its product as uncharacterized. The record is from RefSeq and is a predicted model, not a curated record. Gene Ontology annotation, biological process: tRNA methylation. The transcript has 6 exons. Bases 1 to 2481 code for a protein of 826 amino acids. Lineage: Eukaryota; Apicomplexa; Aconoidasida; Haemosporida; Plasmodiidae.